Panicum hallii is the source of this 3327-nucleotide messenger RNA. RefSeq names its product kinesin-like protein KIN-14P. Gene Ontology annotation, biological process: microtubule-based movement. The coding region runs from base 131 to 3094 and encodes 987 amino acids. The record is from RefSeq and is a predicted model, not a curated record. The transcript is spliced from 19 exons. Lineage: Eukaryota; Viridiplantae; Streptophyta; Magnoliopsida; Poales; Poaceae. Gene Ontology annotation, molecular function: microtubule motor activity; ATP binding; microtubule binding.
AGAGAGCUCCAGGAAAAGCUCCCCUCCACCGGCUUCCCCGUACCGCCUCCCAGCGAUCGUGCCUCCUCCCGGGCGUCCCAGCGGCGGUCGGGUCGCCGGAUUCGGCGCUGGUCCGGGUCCGGGGACUCCCAUGGCAUCGCCGGAGCAGGAGGCGGCGGUGGCCGAGGCCGUCGUGGAGGACGUGAUGCGGCUGCAGGGGGGAGGAGGCGGCGGCGCAGGAGGAUGGGAGACGGUGGGGACCAGGAGGAACAUCGAUAUUGCCUGGCGCAAGGCGGAGGAAGCCGCUAUAAGAAGGUAUGAAGCAGCCAACUGGUUGCGAAGGAUAGUUGGGGUAGUGUGCGCAAGGGACCUUGCAGAAGAGCCUUCCGAGGAGGAAUUCCGGCUUGGCCUGAGAAAUGGCAUUAUUCUCUGCAAUGCACUGAAUAAGGUUCAACCUGGCGCAGUGCCCAAGGUUGUGGAGGUACCAUCGGAUUCUACUGUCCCUGCAGAUGGUGCAGCUCUAUGUGCAUAUCAAUACUUUGAGAAUGUGAGAAAUUUUGUCAUUGGCCUACGAGAUUUAGGUCUUCCAACAUUUGAAGCAUCAGACCUGGAAAAGGGUGGUCAAGGUAUUCGAGUUGUAGACUGUGUUCUUGCUCUGAAGUUAUUCAGUGAUGCUAAGCAAGUGGGUAAACAAUCUCCAUUCAAAUAUGGUGGCAUUGCAAAGCCUUUGUCUGGAAACUAUGUCAUUCGGAAGAAUAAUGAACCUUUUAUGAAGACAAUGACGAGGAGUCACUCAGCUGAAUUACUCCGGGAUGGCAAAUCACUGGAGCAAAUAGGUCUUGAUUUUACUCUAGAAUCAACUGAAACAACUACUCCAGAUUCCAUCCGGAUUCUUGUUCAAACGGUUCUCUCAGAUAAGAAACCAGAAGAAAUUCCAUCGGUGGUAGAAUCACUCUUGACCAAAGUUAUUAACGACUUUGAGCAUCGUCUUGCAAGCCAAAAUGAAUUGGUGAAAGACACUACGGAGACCAAUGAAAGUAAGUCAUUAUUGAUAACGGAUUCCCCAUUUGACACCGAUCGCAGUAAGUCAUUAUCCAGAACGGACUAUCUACAAAAGGAGUCUACUUCCACCAGUGAUCUGGAGAAGGCCACUGACAAUACGAAAACGGAUGAAGAUGAUGGGGAUUCUCUGAGUGCGAAGGAAGAUGUCAACACAGUAGUACCUCCUCCAUCUCUAAGUGAUGAUAAUGUAGGUAAAUGUAUGCCAAAGCCAGUACGAAAUUUUGAUCAAGAACAGAAACAGAUCCAGGAUUUGAAAAGUAAUAUUUCAACUAUUAAGUCUGGGAUAGAACAGUUCAAAUUGCUGUACUCUGAAGACCUUACGAAGCUUGGUAAUCAUUUGCGAAUUGUUUCUCAUGCGGCUUCCGGAUACCAUAAGAUUGUUGAGGAGAACCGCAAGCUGUACAACCAAAUACAAGACCUUAGAGGAAAUAUCAGAGUUUAUUGUCGAGUGAGACCUUUCCAUCCUGGAAAAGUAAGUUCCUCAAGCAGUGUUGCUGGACUAGAAGAUAGAACCAUCACAGUUAUGGUACCAUCAAAAUACGGGAAAGAUUCAAGGAAGUCUUUUACUUUCAACAGGGUCUUUGGGCCCUUGGCCACACAAGAGGAGGUCUUUACAGACAUGCAACCUUUGGUCCGUUCUGUUCUCGAUGGCUUCAAUGUUUGUAUAUUUGCAUAUGGUCAAACUGGGUCAGGGAAGACCUUUACAAUGAGUGGUCCUAAAGUUUUGACGGAAGAAGGGCUUGGUGUCAACUACAGAGCACUAAAUGAUCUAUUCAGUAUCCAGGAGCAGAGGAAGGAUACAAUUUGUUAUGAAAUUGCUGUACAGAUGAUUGAGAUCUACAAUGAGCAAGUGAGAGAUCUCCUCCAGAAUGGUGGAAACAAGAAAUUGGAAAUUCGGAAUAGUUCUCAAAAAGGACUUGCAGUUCCAGAUGCAAAUGUAGUUCCAGUUACAUCAACAGCUGAUGUAAUAGAUUUAAUGAAUCUUGGCCAAAAGAAUCGCGCAGUUUGUUCAACUGCCAUGAAUGACAGAAGUAGUCGCUCCCAUAGUUGUCUGACUGUUCAUGUUCAAGGACGAGAUUUAACAUCUGGAACAGUCCUAAGAGGUUGCAUGCAUCUUGUGGAUUUAGCUGGCAGCGAAAGAGUUGAUAAAUCUGAAGUCGUAGGAGAUAGACUAAAGGAGGCACAACACAUAAAUAAGUCGCUGGCUGCACUGGGCGAUGUGAUUGCAUCACUAGCCCAGAAAAACACACAUGUUCCUUACCGAAAUAGCAAACUUACUCAACUUUUACAAGACUCUCUUGGAGGACAAGCGAAGACAUUGAUGUUUGUUCACAUAGCUCCAGAACCAGAUGCUGUUGGCGAGUCCAUAAGUACUUUGAAGUUCGCAGAGCGUGUUGCCACUGUUGAGCUCGGAGCAGCCAAGUCAAACAAGGAAGGAGGAGAAGUCAGAGAGCUCAAAGAGCAGAUUGCUUGCCUCAAGGCAGCAUUGGCUAGGAAAGAUGGAGAUCAGGAGAGCAUAAGAAGCACUCAAUCAAGCCCAGACAUAUAUAGAAUGAGAACGGGUAAUGCAUCAUCUGCAUCGGGGCACCCAACUGAAGAUGGAAAUGUAGAGAAGGAAUCGGCAUUGGGAGAUUGGGCGGAUCACUCGCAGUUUGGGAGCAGCAAUUCCCUGCCAGAGUUGGGAGCUGAUGGCUCACAAGAUCUAUCCUUCUACCAAAGAAGCAGCCCUGAACAGCAGCAAUUGAGUUGGUCUGGGUCAGUUGCAACCGAGGAUUCCGAUGAUUUUGAGGUUGCAACUACUUGCUCAUCAGAACAAGAUUGCAUGCGACCAUCUAGCGCCCCAAAAGCUCCAAGUUUGGCCAAUGGAGGUGGCUCAGCUGCAAGGAAGGCCCAACCGAAGGGUGCGAAAAGUUCAGACGUUAGAGGUGUAAAUCCUGCGAAAAGGGCAACACCAUUACAGAAAAAGUCGAAUGGAGCCUCACCAACACUAAUCAAGAAGAGCGGAGUCGAAGUAAGGAGAACUCCCAAUGGUAAAGUGAGCACCAAGAAGUAAUCUAUGAUCUAUCCAGGUGAAAAAAUUGAUUUUUUUUUGCGACCAACUUCACCUUGGCAAGGACUAGAUAAACAUGUUGGUCCUACUGGGUGAUGCAUUGAUAUUGGUCAGAUGGAUAUGUCAGCCCUCUUGAAAGGUUGCUGGAUCCUCGGCUAUGUAACAUUUACAUUGUAAAUCAUUAAUUCAUUUUGCCAUAGUACAGAAAGAGGCCAGAAAAGUCUUGCGGAUUGAAA